Messenger RNA from Cherax quadricarinatus, 3769 nucleotides. RefSeq lists its product as uncharacterized. NCBI's taxonomy places the organism in Eukaryota, Metazoa, Arthropoda, Malacostraca, Decapoda, Parastacidae. The record is from RefSeq and is a predicted model, not a curated record. Gene Ontology annotation, molecular function: lipid binding.
GACACGAACACGGGUGUCGUCUGAACUAAUGUGUUAUUUAUACAUAUAUACGCCGUAAAAUAUACUCCCACAAGGAAAUUAGUUAACAUAGAGUGUCAUGGGAUAAACGACCCAUGGGAGAGCACAGUGUUUUUUUUUUUUUUGGUGUUAAGGAGAUAAAUAAAUAAAAAGAGAAGUUUUGGAGAGUAGCAGCCGGCGGGAUGAUGGCAGGAGGCUGGCCAGGCCUACCACAGGCCUACCGUAAUGUUGUGUCCCUGGGCUGUGGGAGGCACUAUGGGGGCCAGGUAGCGAGGAACAGGCUACUUCUAGCCCCCAGGACACAUGCCAGACCUUCACACUACAAAACCAUCCAUGGCACUAGAUCAAAAAAAACCUCAGGGGCCAUAAGCUGGAAUUUACUUGGGAUACUUGUUGGCCAGGGUCGGCAGUCUCAAAUUCUUGAGAGAUUAAAAGAAGUUACACUUUAUCUUCUUCGCACAAUUGUUCGGCAAUGUGAGGUCCACACAGCACAAAAAUUCAGGCGUGGUUUACAGCUUUACUCUGUAUAUUCACGUAUGUGGGGAGAAGAGGUUGCUCGAACCAUGUUUGCAAACUUUAGACGUGUGCUUAUUUCUCGAGGCCGGCACAUGCUUCUGUCAGCAGUUUGCUUUACAAACUUUAACUGGGAUAAGGAGAAAAUACCACGUGAAAAAUUGGAAAGGGCUAAGAAUGAUCUUAAUAGUGUGGGAGAUCUCUGCAGAGCUACUGUUGACUGUGAAAACUGUGGGAAGAGACAAGUGAUUGACCAACAGAUGGCUAAUGUAGAUUACUGCAUCUGCAGUGGGAGAGUGGGAUACACAAAUACGUCUCGCAAAUAUGAAUCUUGGGAACCAUUUAUUGAACGUGAGCAUCAUAUUGUGUGGCGUCAGAGACAUCAUAUUCACAAGCACUUGUAUGCAUAUAAAGUAUAUGGUACCUAUGAUGAUGUGAGUCUCAGUGCCUUCAUGGAGGUUCAGCUCAACACUAGCUUCAGAUCUGAAUGGGACGACACUGCCCUGCAGUUACGUGUUUUAGAUUCAGAUGGAGACUCUAAUUCUGAUCUUAUCUACUGGCUUGUUAAAUUUCCUCACUUCUUUGCCAAUCGGGAUUAUAUAUUUAAACGUCGUUUUUCUGUGAAUCGAGAGCGAAAUGAGGUUGUGGUAAUGAGUGAAGCAAUAAGUCCUGACUACAUACCAGAAGAGAAGGGUAUUCAUCGUGUCAAUGAAUACUGGUCAACAAUGGUCAUUAGAGCCCAUGAAGACAUUCACAAGCCCGGCAUUGAAUACACUCUCACCUACUUUGACAAUCCUGGAACCAGUUUACCACAGAGUGUGACAAAUUUUAUAGCCGCUACUGGGUUUCCUAACUUCUUAAGAAAGAUUCAUGAAGCUGCUUUGAGUCUUCAGGCAGUCCAUGAAAAGGGAAUGGAUGUGUAUAUCAGCCUUCCAAAGGAACUGAGGUAUCCUACAAGGAAAAUUGAAGAGCUUACUCUCGGAAGAUCAGUAGAACCUGUUUCUCCUGUAAGUAAAGAGCUGGAAGUUGCAGAUUCUGCCACAGAAGAUUCCCAGUUUAGAACUAAUGAUAAUUUACUAGAAGGUGAACUGCUACAUAUUCAAAAGAACACUAUUGUAGAAAAUGAUGUCAAGGAAGAUCAAGUCUCGCAUGUGAUGUCUCUGUUUGAGGUCGGUAAUGCUAACGAAUUUUCAUUUGACUCACCCAGUAACAAAUACAGUGAAAAAAAUUUGUCAGAGGCUCAGGAAGUGUCCUGUAGUGAAGACUCAGAUAUACCUGUGGAUAAAUCAAGUGAAGUAUUGCCAAUCAUGUCUAUUAGAGAAGGAAAGGAAAAUCAUGGUGUUGAAGGUGAUGGACCUCCAAUUAGAAACAUUGCAAGUUCCAAAAUUGAGAAUGAUAGUGGAGACCUCUCCCAAGAUGAUUUGUCUUCAUCUGAUAGACUUCUUCAUGUGCAACUGGGCAGCAGAAAUGUUGAAGUUGAUUUAUUAGAGGGAAUGGAAGUUGUUGCUCCUGAUUUAGAAAAAAAGACACUCUUACUGAAAAAGAUUGAAAAAAUAAAGGCAAAUGCACAAGGUGCAAAACAUGGCUCAGGUAUUAAAAAGUUAAUAUGUAAAGUAAAAUCCUUUCAGGAACAUGCACUUCAGAAAAGAGAACAGUCUAUCAGAAAGAUGGAAGAAUUAUCACGUAAGAGCCAUUAUGAUCAUUCUGGUAUAGAUGAAAAAACCCUAAUGCAACUUAAGUUGCUUUUCCAAGCAAUGAGAGAUGUACUUCAGGCUGACAAGGAUAUCCGUACUGGAAAAAGUCUGAGGAAUGUUCAUGAGAACUACCACAAAAAAGAUCAUCCAGAUACAAAUGCAGAGAAUUUAACAUCUGAGACAUAUUCAGACUCUUCAGCAUCAGAGCAGGCAGACAAGUCAAGACAUGCUGAAGAUGAUAGAAAAGAUUCAGUUUCACCACUUAGUGAGCAAAACUUGCAGCUAAAUACAAACAAGACAAAUAAAACUCUGAAUGGAAAUGCUAAAGAUUCUCAGCCUCCUGAUGGCCCUCCACCAUGUGACUCAGGAGGCCUGCCUUUUUCAGUAACUAUGACAGCCUCUUCAGAAAAGACAAACAUAACUAAUAGCUCAGAAGUUGAAGCCUACAGUAAUACACAACUUGAUCAUAGUGUCAGUGAAAAGGAAAAAGGGGUCAUGAACUGGUAUUCUUCAUGGUUAUAUGUUCCUAGUAUUUCAGGUUGGUGGGGAUCUGAUAAUGUACAAAGUUCAAUUAAAUAUGAAAACUCAAUCGAUCCUGAUAGACACAGCACAAAAGAGUUGUGCAAUGAUGAAUCUAGCUCAGAGUCAUUUAUUGCACAAGUUUGGUAUGUAGUUGGUCUUGGUUGGAUCUUCCACUCUGAAACAAAAUUAAAUGUAGAUCAAGUUAACCAGGAAAGUAAGCUGCAAGUGAAAGCAGAUGAAAGCCCUGUCAGUAAAAAUGACUGUGAUAAGGACACUGAUAGAAACUCAAAGUGGUAUUGGUAUCCCAUAACCGGCUUAUCUCGUGUUUAUACAUGGGCUUUCGGUACUUCCAAGGAAAAUGCUUAGAUUCAUUUCAGAUGCAUUAUGCAAAGAAAUUGUAUAAUAUUACCCAGCAUUCUGCAGGUUGUGAAAUAAUAUAAAUUCAGAAAAAUUGCUUCCUGAGUUUUUACUAUUGUUUAGACAAAAUACACUCAAUAUGAAUCAAGUUUGGUGACUUCAGUAUUCUUGUGGCAAAGAACAUGUGAAGGUUUACAAGAUUUUCAUAUAUGUAUUUAUAAUUUCUAGGUUUGAGGGAUCUUGUUAAAGGUGUUGGCCAUAUUCAUAUAGUAUUUGUGAGUAGUUAUUAAUAAAAUACUCAGUUUCAGUUAUGAGACGAUCAAGUGCACCUUAUUCAAUACAAUACUGCAUAUAUAAAAUAAAAGCAACAUUUAGGAGUAUUUCAGGUACAUUAACAUUAAAUAAUUAAUUCAUCCAUUAAACAAUAUUGUAUUAUUAAAUAUAUUAGUAAUAGUGAAGUCCUUUGCUGAUACAACAUUUCAUCUGAGUGGGUUUUUUCAGUACCUUUUGCCCACUCGUGGGUGAAAUGUAGGACUUCGCUGCAGCUAGUGUUUUUCCAGAAAAUAAUUUUCCUUUGUUUAAAAAAAAAAAAAAAUCCCAUACAUUCUGUAAGAAUUUGUUGACUCCUGUCUAUUGCUCUGAGGUUUUGUUUAAUCUGGAAACCA